AUGCUUAAAACCGAUCCGGAAGAUUUUGAGAAGAGGGCAGAGGACAAAGUGCCAACGCACUUGUCUCCUAUAACCCUAAAGAUCAAGCUAGAGGAGACAUUGCGUUCGGCUAAGGUGCUAGCAGAAACACUGAAGACUCAAAUUGAUGACUUGGCCAAUCGUGAGAAUUUGCUGAAGGACGCCAUCACGAACGGCAGGCCAGGCGUAUCGACAUUGACAGUAUCGACGAUGAGUCAGGUGCCUCGCUCCUACAUCAUUCGCAAUGGCCGGUGGUCGCUCUGCAACGGGAUGAUCCAGUUCCCUAUCCCCAGCCAGGCCUCAUCUACAAACCUCUUCAAUGGACUAUUCUCCGAGCCCAGGUGCAUAGGGCGAGAGGUCGGCAAACGAGCAGACAGAUUACCUGAUGGUAAGCAAUCAGCGCCGCCCAUGGACACCCGCAACGGAGGAGUUACGAUGCAAGAUCCGUGUGUAUUCAACUCCGUGAUCAAAUACGAAGUAGUGCCGACUGUUCGAGCUCCCGAAUACACUGAAGACGAGUACCUAUGUCUGAAGCCAACUUUCAACGUCACCUUGGAACGCUACAUGAGCGUGACGAGGCACGUCUUGAACGACACGUGCAAAGAUGUUUUAGCUAGAACUGUUCACGCUCUUGCAAGAUUUGGUGAUGAACUCUACCUUGAAUCUCUUCCUGACUGUAUACUAUUGAGAACUUUAAAUGCAGCUGAAUCUGCAUAUGCUAUGGUAAAAUUUAAUAAAAACUUCUUCUCUUACUUUAACUACAACUAUUAUUCCACCGAAGAUAAUGAGGGAUUGAAGUGUAAAAUAUCCAUGAAAUCGGCGCUAAAUACAUUCAAGUCUCCUACACACAUAGACAAGCAGGUUGAGAAUCUAGAAAUAAAACUAGACCCUGAUUCCUGUAAGUUAAUAUUCCAGUUGAAGUGCAGACAUGGCAUUGUCAAAACACAUUUUGUAUCGAUUUUAGACUGUAAAGCAAUGCAGGCAGUUUAUACAAAAGAUGCUGUACCAAACAGGAUUACCUCACCACAGAGAAUACUUUCAGAUGCCCUAAACAACUUCCAAAGCUCAGAUGACCAAGUAACUCUUGAAGCAACAUCAAUGUCUCUUAUAUUACGAAACUACAUUGACACAGCAGCAGAUCUGACAAAAAUUAUUAGAACACAGAUUAGCUUGAAGCCUGCAGAAUUUGACAGCUACAUGAUAGGAACAGAAACAGUCAUUACAUUCUCACUAAAGGAAUUCAGAGCAUUGCUCACAUUCUCUGAGGCUCUCAAUUUGCCUCUACAACUACAUUUUGAAACUACGGGCAGACCUGCAGUUUUCAUUGUACACAAUGGCACUACAUUUGAAGCACAUUUUGUAUUAGCUACAACCAAACCUGAUAAUGCAUCUCAAACUACAACAACACAGAAUACUAAUGUUGAAAGGAACAAACGAAAAGACACUAGUGGCUCACAAGGUUCUGCUAAGAAAAAGCCACAUCUAGAAACAGAUAUAUCAAAAUGUUUAGAUGAAGAUUCUCAUUUAUUUAAUUUUGUAGAUAUACCAGGUGAUAAUGAAAUAAUUUUAAGUAAUAAAUUAAAUGGUAAUCAUAGCAUAAACAAAGAUAAGACUGUGAAUGAUCUAAUGGACUGUGAUAAUAUCCCUGCUUCGCCUGCUGCCAGAACUAUGAUAAAGUCUGUAUUCAAAAGGUGUUUUGAAAGUACGUUUGAUCCAAGAAGUAUUCAAGGUGCAGUAUUAGCAGAGAAUUCAGACAGUGAAUGA
Molecule: messenger RNA, 1782 nt
Organism: Spodoptera exigua (beet armyworm)
Lineage: Eukaryota; Metazoa; Arthropoda; Insecta; Lepidoptera; Noctuidae
Source: the annotation of a GenBank genome assembly